AUGGAACAUGCUUCACAACUUCACAUACAAAAUCGAAGAAGAUUCGCAGUGAACGUGUGGAACGCCAUGGAUGUCUCCGGUGAAGCUCGGAAUAACAGCAACUUACAGAUUCCAUAUUCUUCUCUUACCGUUGACCACACCCUUCCUGUUCCGGAGAUGAAACCUAGUCUCGUAAACCUUUGUAAGGACCUGGUCAAAAAAUGGUCAAAUUUGGAUGAAUCACAUUUCUCUGCCCAAAGAGUAGCUGGUGGCAUCACAAAUCUCUUGCUCAAAGUAUCAGUAGAAGAACAAGAUGGGAAUAUUGUGCAUGUGACAGUUAGACUCUAUGGUCCAAACACAGAGUAUGUCAUUGAUAGGGAAAGAGAACUUAAGGCAAUUCAUUAUCUCUCAGCUGCAGGAUUUGGUGCCAAAUUGCUAGGGGUAUUUGGGAAUGGAAUGAUGCAAUCUUUUAUACAUGCACGAACAUUAGAACCAUUAGACUUGAGAAAGCCAAAAUUAGCAGCUGAAAUUGCAAAGCAACUUAGUAGGUUUCAUCAAGUAGACAUUCCAGGAUCCAAGGAACCUCAGCUGUGGAUUGACAUCUCAAAGUUUUUUGAAAGAGCAUCCAGUCUUACUUUUGAUGAUGAUGAGAAGCAAAAGAGAUACAGUACGAUUUCAUUUAAGGAAGUCCAUACAGAAAUUAUUAAACUCAAGGAAUUGACAGGUCUUCUUAAUGCUCCUGUUGUGUUUUCCCAUAAUGACUUGCUUUCUGGAAAUCUGAUGCUGAAUGAAGACGAAGAGAAGUUGUACAUCAUAGAUUUUGAAUAUGGAUCGUAUAGUUACAGAGGGUUUGACAUUGGGAACCACUUCAAUGAAUAUGCAGGCUAUGAUUGUGACUACACUUUGUACCCGAAUAAGGAUGAACAAUAUCAUUUCUUUAGGCAUUACUUGCAAUCCGAAAGACCUGAUAAGGUGUCAGAGAAGGAUUUGGAGGCGCUUUAUGUUGAAACGAGCUGUUACAUGUUGGCUUCACAUUUGUACUGGGCUCUAUGGGCUCUCAUCCAGGCAAAAAUGUCGCCAAUUGAUUUCGAUUAUCUUGGUUAUUUCUUCCUGAGAUAUAAUGAAUAUAAGAAGCAGAAAGACACGUGCUUUUCUCUGGGUAGAUCUUACCUUUCUGAAUCCAAGACUAGAGGAAGGAGUGAGGACAAUUGA
Lactuca saligna is the source of this 1191-nucleotide messenger RNA. Lineage: Eukaryota; Viridiplantae; Streptophyta; Magnoliopsida; Asterales; Asteraceae. The record is from the annotation of a GenBank genome assembly.